This is a messenger RNA of Coffea eugenioides, 1754 nucleotides long. Its product is annotated as UDP-glycosyltransferase 89B2. NCBI's taxonomy places the organism in Eukaryota, Viridiplantae, Streptophyta, Magnoliopsida, Gentianales, Rubiaceae. Gene Ontology annotation, molecular function: UDP-glycosyltransferase activity. The record is from RefSeq and is a predicted model, not a curated record. The coding region runs from base 110 to 1558 and encodes 482 amino acids. The transcript has a single exon.
CGAGAAAAAUAAUAGGCCACCCACCCCAGACUUUCUUCUCCAUCUCCUUGUCGGCACCAAAAAUUAACCAGAAACUCAUUCUUCAUUCAUCAACCCAAAAAAAAAAAAAAUGUCCCAGGAAAAGGCUCACAUCUUGAUCUUCCCCUACCCCGCCCAAGGCCACAUGUUACCCCUCCUAGACUUGGCUCAUCAAUUAUCCAUCCGCGGCCUGGACAUUACCAUUUUAGUCACUCCGAAAAACCUCCCUCUCUUAAACCCUCUUCUCUGCAGGGACCCCUCCAUCCAAACUCUUGUUUUGCCAUUUCCAUCCCACCCUUCCAUCCCACCUGGUGUUGAAAAUGUCAAGGACCUCCCCGUUGGGGGUUUUCGGACCAUGAUGUACACCCUCAGAAACCUCCACAAUCCCCUUAAAGAAUGGUUCAAGAAUCAUGUUUCUCCACCAACAGCUAUCAUUUUUGAUAUGUUCCUGGGUUCGGCUAAUCGGCUUGCUGAUGAGCUGAGUAUUCCCGGGUACGUUUUUUCUCCCUCUGGUGGCUUGGCUUUGUCUGUUAUUUACUCUCUUUGGCGUCACAUGCCAAAAAGGAAAGAUCCCUCCAGCGAUGAAGAAAAUGUUCCUCUUCCGGUCCCAAAUUGCCCAUCUUAUCCUUGGUGGCAAUUAUCCCCUGUUUAUCGUAGUUUUGCCGAUAAUGAGACUGACCUCAUAUCGAAAACUAUUAAAGAAAAUUUGGAUGGGGACAUGGCCAGUUUUGGGUUGGUGAUCAAUUCAGUUUCCGAGCUGGAAGGGGUUUAUAUGGAUCAUCUAAAGGACUUUUUGGGGCAUCCCAGGGUGUGGUCUGUGGGGCCAGUGUUGCCACCUAGUGCUAGUGGUGAUGCAUCUGGCCCGGCUGAGAGAGGCGGGGCAAGCUCAAUUUCGGCUAGUGAAAUUUUAACAUGGCUGGAUCAAAUUGAGGAGGAUCAUUCCGUGAUUUACGUGUGUUUUGGGAGUCAGGCUGUUUUGACAAACGAGCAAAUGGAGGCCUUGACUUUGGGUUUGGAGAAGAGCGGGGCGAAAUUUAUUUUGUCUGUUAAGGGAGCUACGCAGGGUCACGAGGAAAGUGAAAAGUAUGGUCUAAUUCCACCAGGAUUUGAAGAAAGAGUGGCUGGGAGGGGACUUGUGAUUAAGGGUUGGGCUCCACAAGUUUUGAUUUUGAGGCAUUCUGCAGUUGGUGCAUUUUUGACACAUUGUGGGUGGAAUUCUGUUCUCGAAGGAAUUGGGGCUGGAGUGCCUAUGUUGGCUUGGCCUAUGGGUGCUGAUCAAUAUUCUAAUGCUACUUUGAUUGUCAAUGAGCUUGAGGUUGGGGUUAGAGCUUGUGAGGGUGAUGAAAAUGUGCCAGAUUCGGAUGAAUUGGCAGGUGUUCUGGCUAAAGCUAUCUGUGGAUUUCAAGAAGAGAGGAAAAGGGCCAAGGAGUUGCAGAAGGCAGCUUUUGAUGCCGCACAAGAAGGUGGGAGUUCGUUCAAGAAUUUGGACAAUCUGGCGUUGCAUUUUUCUGAAGAGGCUUCAAAGAGACAAAGUUGUUGACAUGGAAAAGCCGGUAUUGAAAGUUGGUUUUUGAUCAAACAUUCUUUCAGAAAAUGUGGUGAGAUGGAGUUUAACUGUAGCUCAGGCUUGCAAUUGAAUUUGAUGAUUUAGUUUCUGCUUAUGCAUUUCUUAUAGUUGUGGCUUGGCUAAUUAUGUACUACUAGUCAUACUUUUGUGUUGCAGACUUUUGCUUGCA